Messenger RNA from Nasonia vitripennis (jewel wasp), 3096 nucleotides. RefSeq names its product lipase 3. Gene Ontology annotation, biological process: lipid metabolic process. Gene Ontology annotation, molecular function: hydrolase activity, acting on ester bonds. Lineage: Eukaryota; Metazoa; Arthropoda; Insecta; Hymenoptera; Pteromalidae. The transcript has 8 exons. The coding region runs from base 1234 to 2616 and encodes 460 amino acids. The record is from RefSeq and is a predicted model, not a curated record.
AUUUUCAAAAAAAUAUAGCAUUCAAGCUCGGGAUUUCCGAGCAAAGUGUGUGAGGAGAAAAGAAUUUGGACUUUGAAUUAUUCAAGUGCGUACUGAAGAGAGAGAGAGAGAGAGAGAGAGAAUUCUGCAAAUAAUUCAGUAUUUAUCGACAUCGUUCAAGAUUUCAAGAAGCUACUCAUCUCGAUAAUUAUUCAUACUUUGUACUAGCAGUAGUACUACUUGAGAUAAUCUUUCGAGUCUCAAAGGCGGAGAAAGUUACAGCGUUUAAUGGACUCAGUUCUGUGCGUAAAUAACUCAGUUUGCGCGCGUUAAUCGGAUCAAGCCGCGCAGCGUAUAAGUAAACGCAUACAGAUCGGUAACUUCAUCCAAAUCGAUCACCGAUCGUCCGCGCGCAUAUCGUUGUGAAAACGUUACUUCUGUAUCGACUCACCUUCAAAAUCCCAAUCGGAAUCGUUUAAAUUAAAAAAAAAAUCGAGUCUCCCGGUCAAACAAUCGCACAUAUAAAUUACAUUCGGUGUGGAAAUCGGAUCGCAUUCGAUUAUCCGAUUGUUCAGCAGUUCGGCGCAUUGGCCCCCGUGAGACAUCCUCUUCGUUUUAUUCUUAUACUCUCUUAUUGUGAUACGCCUCCGGCUUUUUUAUUUCUCGUCCACAGGCGCGCCGAGUCGAUCGGUUCCCCGCGGGCUCGAUCGGUCGAUCGGAGAAAAGCGCCCAUCAUUAACCGAGCGGCUCAGCGGCAAAAAAGCAAAAGGAAAAAAGACGCGGGGUCACGGAAGGGGUCAGGCGAGCCGUAUACGCGCGACACUAUGGACGCAGGACUGACGACGAGGAGCUUCGUCACAGGUGGAAGCGGGGCUAGAAAAAAGAGGAGAAGCUAGUCCAAGAGAGACGGAGAAAAGAAGAAGAAAAAAGCGGGAAGGCUGCGCGCUCUGAUAGAGCACAGUGAGCGCGCGCGCGCGCCAGCGCUGUUUUUUCGUGUGGGCCGCGGCGCCGGGAAGGAGAGUACAUAUAUCGAUAGCCGGCGAUCGGACCGAGCUAUACAGCGCGCUCUCGGAUGCGUGUAUACACGCGAGUCAGCAGCCGUUCGGACCACGAGGAAUUCACGACCGCUCGGGAGUCGACCGGGAAAUUGUUAUGAAUCAGUCCUAAGUUCACUGAACGCUCACACGAUAGUACGCGGAGUCAAGCUCAAAGUUUUGCACUUGAGAUAUACUUCGUCUGAUUUUCAACGUCGAGAUGCGGCUCUCGGGGAUGUUCGCCGAGGUCCUCUUGGUGUUGUUCGCGCUAAGCUGCAAGAGCGAGGGCUCGAGGACUACUAGGUUAGAAAUCGAGACCGGAGCUUUCGUCACGAGGGACAAGAGGCAGUUGUUCCGAAGACAGUUGGAGCAAGUGCAACAGAUCCUGCCGCAGCCCGGGAGAAUCGAAACUUUCACUGAUCUCGUGAGAUCCACGGGCUACCACGUCGAGGAGCACGACAUCACGACGGAUGACGGCUACAUCUUGACAGUCCAUCGGAUGCCAGGCGGUCCGAGGUCUCCCGUGACCCCGAAGAAGCCUGCGGUGCUCUUUAUUCAUGGGCUCCUCGCCGCCUCUGACAUUUGGGUGCUUCGCGGCCCCGAUGAAGAUCUGGCCUUUAUGAUGGUCGACGCUGGAUACGACGUCUGGCUGUUGAACACGAGAGGCAACUUCUACUCCAGGAGGCACAAGAAGAUAGUACCGAAGGAGGAGAAGUUUUGGCGAUUCAGCUGGCACGAGUUUGGAGUGUACGACACGGCGUCUGCUAUCGACCACAUACUCAGAACGACGGGACAGGAACGAGUGUCGCUUAUCGGACACUCGAUGGGAACGACGGUGGGCCUGGUGCUGCUGUCGAUGAAACCGGAAUACAAUGCCAAGGUCAACACGAUGCUCUCCUUCGCCCCCAUCGCUAUUUUCACACACCUGGUACCAGGUCCCAUCAGCAACAUCGCCGUGAGAUACGGCAAACAGCUACAAAAAACAUUCAGGACGCUCGGAGUCCAUGAAAUAUUCCCUCGGAAUCCUAGCUUGGUCGGGGCGUAUGCGACGUUCUGCCAGACGCCGCAUAUCGAGCUGCUGUGUCAACGACUAAUUAUGAAUAUGGCUGGCCUAUUAAAAUCCAGCCAGUUUGACGCAAUCGAUGUCGACAUGAUGCCCAAAGUAUUAAACCAUUAUCCUCAAGGAUCGUCGCUCGAGACGCUUUUGCAUUACAGACAGAUUAUGAUAAGCGGAAAAUUCCGACAGUACGAUUUUGGACCAGAAGGAAAUUACAUCCGAUACAAAAACAUGACUCCUCCAGAGUAUCCUUUGGAAAGGAUAACGGUUCCGAUCGUACUCUAUUACGGAUUGAACGACGCUUACACGACAAAAGAGGACGUUGUAGUGCUAAUGGCAAAACUACCGAAUGCUGAAGGUCGGGCUAUCGCCUACGAUCGCUUCAGCCAUCUCGAUUUUCUCUUCUCGAACUACACGAAGGAUCUACUUUACACGGAUGUUCUGCAAACCCUCAAUAUGUACAGAGAAGAUCGGGCUCCGUAUCCGGAGUCGCUCAAACAAGCCAUCGAAUAUGCAAAACUGGCGCCUACCACCGUGACGGUGUGAAUCAUUGGAUUGAUCCUAAAUGACUCUUUUCGUGAAUCGGUGCGGAUGUACUUUAGUGGCAUUACUUAAUUUAUCUAAUAGCAACCCCGAAUUCCGUGAAAUUCUGUCGAGUUCAAGUUCAGCUUAUCUGUUACUAGAGGAACUAUUUCCAUUGGCAAGUUUCUUCGAAAGACGAUGUCGAGCUGAAAGGAGAUAACGCCUCUGUAAUGAAAAAGUUAAUUACCGGGAGAUGUAAUCGAUGAUUAUUGCGAUUUAUUGAAUUCGUGAAUCUAAUUUUGCUUUGGUGUAAGACGAGAAAGGUAUUUACAAGAUAAGCUGAGCAGAGAUCGAUCGAAGAAAUUCAGAGGAGAUUCAGUAUCGUUAUUUUCAUUAUUUGUCUCAGGAACAAUUAUAAAAAGGGCUUGAAUGUGCAGGGUAUUGUGGCACGAUGCUAGUCCGCGUUCGCGUCCCUUUUCAUUAAAUACAGUUAUACAGAUGAUA